AUAAAAAAGGUUAAGCCCAGCCCAUUUCAUAAAACAACUUGGCGAAGGAAAAGAAGAAAACCCUAGUUGCUUCUCAUCUCCCACCCUCGCCAGCCGUUCUCUUCUCCUUCAAAUAACUUCAUAUUCCGCUAUUUUCCAAACCCUAACGAAGUUCCAGCCAUGGCGACUGCAACAGCUCCACGUCAACUCUCGCAGAAGGAGGCCGACAUUCAGAUGAUGUUGGCGGCUGAGGUUCAUCUUGGCACUAAGAACUGUGACUUCCAAAUGGAGCGUUACGUUUUCAAGCGCCGCAACGAUGGAAUCUACAUUAUUAACCUGGGUAAGACAUGGGAGAAACUUCAGCUGGCUGCCAGAGUCAUUGUGGGUAUUGAGAAUCCACAAGACAUCAUUGUUCAGUCCGCUAGACCUUAUGGUCAGAGGGCUGUCUUAAAGUUUGCUCAGCACACUGGUGCGCAUGCUAUAGCCGGGAGGCACACCCCUGGAACCUUCACCAACCAACUUCAGACCUCAUUCAAUGAGCCACGUCUUCUGAUACUGACUGAUCCUAGAACUGAUCAUCAGCCUAUCAAGGAAGCUGCCCUUGGAAACAUUCCUACAAUUGCCUUCUGUGACACUGAUUCACCAAUGCGGUAUGUUGAUAUUGGGAUCCCUGCAAACAACAAGGGGAAACAUAGCAUAGGAUGUCUCUUCUGGCUUUUGGCAAGGAUGGUUCUGCAGAUGCGUGGAACUAUUCGUGCAGGGCAUCAAUGGGAUGUGAUGGUGGAUUUGUUUUUCUAUCGGGAGCCUGAGGAGGCCAAGGAGAAAGAGGAAGAAGAGGCUGUUGCACCCCCAGAUUAUGGCAUUGCAGAUUAUGGUGGUGCUCCCCUUGUUGCUUCAGAUCAAUGGGCUGGACAAAUUUCUGAUGCACAGUGGGGUGCUCCCGAUUUGAUUCCAGCACCAGAUGCUGCUCCUGUAGUUGUUCCACCUGUUUCAAAUGUCGAGUGGACCCAAGAGCCAGUAGUAGCUAUAGCAUCAGAUGGAUGGGAUGCUGCAGCACCACCACCAGCACCUUCAGCAGAAGGUGGCGCCCCAGCUGCCAGUUGGUUUUAAGGGGUGCUUCCAUGAGAAUUUGAUUUAUCGUUUUAGAGUUUGCUUGUUUAUGUAGGGGUUCCACCUUUUUUGGUUGCAAACUUCACUUGUCUUUUCCCUCAUAGUCUACUUUUAGAUUUUGAGAUUGAAAUUUUGACUUAAACUUUGGUUUCCUGGUACAAUUUUUUGGGAUAUAAGAGAAAUUACAUGCCUAAACUAUAAUGAACGUUUAUAUAAAUGCUAUUUCAAAUCAUGGGCCCAAUGGGUCCGAUCCUUGCAUGAGCA
This is a messenger RNA of Cucumis sativus (cucumber), 1353 nucleotides long. Its product is annotated as 40S ribosomal protein SA. Lineage: Eukaryota; Viridiplantae; Streptophyta; Magnoliopsida; Cucurbitales; Cucurbitaceae. The record is from RefSeq and is a predicted model, not a curated record. The transcript is spliced from 5 exons. Gene Ontology annotation, cellular component: cytosolic small ribosomal subunit; ribosome; 90S preribosome. Gene Ontology annotation, biological process: cytoplasmic translation; ribosomal small subunit assembly. Bases 160 to 1089 code for a protein of 309 amino acids. Gene Ontology annotation, molecular function: structural constituent of ribosome.